This is a messenger RNA of Antrostomus carolinensis (chuck-will's-widow), 1344 nucleotides long. It is a transcript of the gene OTULIN, whose product is annotated as OTU deubiquitinase with linear linkage specificity. Gene Ontology annotation, molecular function: cysteine-type deubiquitinase activity. NCBI's taxonomy places the organism in Eukaryota, Metazoa, Chordata, Aves, Caprimulgiformes, Caprimulgidae. The record is from RefSeq and is a predicted model, not a curated record. The transcript has 7 exons. Gene Ontology annotation, cellular component: cytoplasm. The coding region runs from base 28 to 1233 and encodes 401 amino acids. Gene Ontology annotation, biological process: protein linear deubiquitination; regulation of tumor necrosis factor-mediated signaling pathway; negative regulation of inflammatory response.
CAAAGCCAGGAUAAUCUUCAAGGGUGGAUGACGGAACCAGCCAGCCUUUCUGCGGGUGCAGAGCAGACACAGAAAAAAGAGAGCGUUGCUGUGCAGUUGAUGAAGCAGGAAAAGGAAGUUGGUGCUCCCUCCAAUGAACUUGUUUCAGCAAGUGCAGCUACUGGCCAGAAAGACCAGACUACAUCAGACUAUGUGUACAGAAGUACCAGGAGACCUGAGAAAACUGAUAUGAUUAAAUCACUUGUGACAGAUCAGGAUGCAUCUAGAAACUGUGAACUGUAUCUGCCUGUGUCUAGUAAUUGUUCAGCAGUGGAGUCAUCUGAGGACAGUGAGGAGGACAUGUAUCGUGAUGCAGAAGAAAUAGAGAGAGAGAAAAUAUUACUUUCUGAGACAGGCUCUUCAGAAUAUAAACUAAGUGUUGCACCUGAAAUGGACAUCAUGGAGUAUUGCAGGAAAGAAUGGAGAGGAAAUACACCAGCAGCAAAAAGGAUGAGAAAGGGAUAUGAAGCAGUUGCUCAGAAGUUUGCAUCUAUAAGGAGAGUACGAGGAGAUAACUAUUGUGCUCUCAGGGCAACUCUGUUCCAGGCACUAAGCCAAGCUACCCAGUUACCAAGCUGGCUGCAGAGUGAGGAUUUUACUAUGCUUCCUGAAAACUUGCUGAGUGAAUAUGACUGGAUCAAGCAGUGGCAGCUAAAACAGAAACUGGGCAGGAAGAUGGGAGAAAUAAGUGAUGAAAUUAAAGAAUAUUUAGUGCUUCUAAGGAAAAAGUGGAAGAGUAUAAGUGAAAUCAAGGGUCCUAUUGAGAAACAAGAAGCCUGUGAUAAAUUGUUUAAAAAUGAAGAGGAGGAGUAUAGUCUUUAUGAAGCACUGAAGUUUUUGAUGCUUAAGACUGCCAUUGAAUUAUACAACGAUGAUAAAAAUGGAAGGAGAGUUCCUGUCUUCUCAUGGUUACUGUUUGCACGGGAUACAUCUAGCAACCCUUGUCAGUUAAUGCAUAAUCACUUGAAUCACAUUGGUCACAGUGGAGGCCUUGAACAAGUGGAAAUGUUUCUCCUCGCUUACGCUCUGCAGUAUACCAUCCAAGUGUAUCGACUGUAUAAAUACAGCACUGAUGAAUUCAUCACACUUUAUCCCAAUGACCCAGAGGAGGACUGGCCUGUGGUGACUCUCAUAACUGAGGAUGACAGACAUUAUAAUAUUCCAGUCAGAAUGUGCCAAGAGACUGUGCUGUAAACAAGUGACUUUUGGCAGACAAACCUGUGCUGCUUAUUGAUCUUUCCAGUGCUAUUUUGAAACAGGAUGGUGAUGAAAUCUGCGUUAUUAAAUCUACAGCAACUUGAAAUC